Dipodomys ordii (Ord's kangaroo rat) is the source of this 1339-nucleotide messenger RNA. It is a transcript of the gene Apoa4, whose product is annotated as apolipoprotein A-IV. Gene Ontology annotation, biological process: positive regulation of lipid biosynthetic process; cholesterol homeostasis; triglyceride homeostasis. Bases 97 to 1281 code for a protein of 394 amino acids. Gene Ontology annotation, cellular component: extracellular region; chylomicron; blood microparticle. NCBI's taxonomy places the organism in Eukaryota, Metazoa, Chordata, Mammalia, Rodentia, Heteromyidae. The record is from RefSeq and is a predicted model, not a curated record. Gene Ontology annotation, molecular function: phospholipid binding; phosphatidylcholine-sterol O-acyltransferase activator activity; cholesterol binding. The transcript is spliced from 3 exons.
CCGAUAGUCACCGGUGAGCUGCUCGCUUGAGGACCUCUCUCCAGCGUCCCCUGACAGCAGUGCAGCGUGAUCCUUCAGCCCAGCCGGGAGCCCACCAUGUUCCUGAAGGCUGUGCUGCUGCCCCUGGCCCUGGUGGCUGUCACCGGGGCCCGGGCAGAGGUCAGCCCGGACCAGGUGGCCACUGUGAUGUGGGACUACUUCAGCAAGCUAAGCAGCGAUGCCAAGGAGGCUGUGGAGCAGCUGCAGAAGUCAGAACUCAGCCAGCAGAUCAGCACCCUCUUCCAGAACAAUCUUGGGGAUGUGAGCACCUACGCAGAUGACCUACAGAAGAAGCUGGUGCCCUUCGCCACGAAGCUGCAGACACGCCUGGUCAAGGACUCGGAGAAGCUGAAAGAGGAGUUUCAGAAGGAGCUGGAAGACCUACGUGCCCGCCUGCAGCCCCAUGCCGACAGAGUGAGCGAGAAGAUCGGAGACAACGUGCGUGAGCUACAGCAGCGCUUGGAGCCCUUGGCCAUCCAGCUGCAGACGCAGGUGAACACGCAGGCCGAGGAGCUGCAGCGCCAGCUGGCCCGGUACGUGCAGCAAAUGGAGACGGCGCUGCGUGAGAACGUGGACAACCUGCAGGCCUCGGUCACGCCCUACGCCAACGAGUUCAAGACCAGGAUGGACAAGAACGUGGAGCAGCUCAAGGGACAGCUCAUGCCCCAUGCCAAUGAGCUCAAGGCCAAGAUUGACCAGAGCGUGGAGGAGCUGCGCCACAGCCUGGCUCCGUAUGCCCAGGAUGUCCAGGAGAAGCUCAACCACCAGCUCGAGGGCCUGGCUUUCCAGAUGAAGAAGAACGCCGAGGAGCUCCAGGCCAGGAUCUCGGCGAACGCCGAGCAGUUCCGCCACAAGCUGGCGCCCAUGGUGGACAACGUGCACAGCCAGCUGACGGGAAACGCCGAGGGGCUGCAGAAGUCGCUGGCAGAGCUGAGCAGACACCUGGACCAGCAAGUGGAGGAGUUCCGGCGCAACACCGAGCCCUACCGGCAGAGCUUCAACCAAGCCUUGGUGCAGCAGAUGGAACAAUUCCGGCAGAAGCUGGGCCCCUACACGGGGGACGUGGAAGGCCACUUGAGCUUCCUGGAGAAGGACCUGAGAGACAAGGUCAACUCCUUCUUCAACACCCUGAAGAAAGAGAGCCAGGACCAGUCCCUGGCCCUCCCCCUCCCGGAGCAGGUGCAGGAACAGGUGCAGGAGCAGGUGCAGGAGCACGUGCACCCAGCCACCCUGGAGAGCUGAGCUGCCCCUGGUGUCCUCACACUGCAGGCAACUGUCCUGCCCCGAUACCUGUGCCUGA